UCCUCCUCCUCCUCCUCAGCUUGUGUAGCGACAGCCCCGGGUUGGUGCCGCCUCUCCGCAGGAGCGGCGUUCGGCGGCGGCUGUGCUUGCCGGGCUGGGCCCCGCCGGCUGGCACCUGCCUCGUUCUUGGGCCGGCCCGGAAGGUUCUGCCCUCCAUCUUUUUUCCACCGGUGCGGCCGGACCUCACUGGGCGCGACUGCGCCGAGGGCGGUUUUGGCGCUGAGGGUGCCCGAAGGCCAGACCUUAAGGAAGACCGCCGCCCUCCACCAGAGAAGAUCAUCCAAAAUGUUGAUAUGAGGAACUAAUCCUUUGUGGUUGAUAUGAAGGAAAAAUCUUUCCAGGAUGAAUAAAGUAAAAAUGGCAUCAGAAAAAAGUUUAACCAACAGUUCUCGUAUCGUGGGCCUCUUGGCGCAGCUUGAGAAGAUCAAUGCAGAAUGCUUGGCGGAUGCAGAUGCUGCCAGAUAUGUUACAUCAAAAAUUCUUCACCUGGCUCAAAGUCAAGAAAAAAUCAGGAAGGAAAUGACUGCCAAAGGUUCAACAGGAAUAGAAGUUAUUCUCACAACUUUAGAGAAUACUAGAGAUCUCCAAACUACACUGAAUAUAUUAAAUAUCUUAAUUGAGCUGGUGGCAGUAGGGAGCAACCGCAGAACAAGUGUUCUUGUUGCUAGAGGAGGUACACAGAUUUUAUUGCAGUUGCUUGUGAAUGUCAGUAAAGAAUCCCCACCAAAUGAAGACUUAAUGGUGCUACUUCAUUCUCUUCUUGCAAAAGUAGGUCCAAAAGAUAAAAAAAUUGGAGUAAAAGCCAGAAUUAGUGGUGCUUUAAAUAUUACUCUAAAUAUAGUGAAACAGAACUUGCAGAAUCAAAGACUAAUACUACCUUGUCUCCAGGUGCUACGAGUAUAUUCAACUAACUCUGUAAAUGCUGUCUCUUUGGGUAAGAAUGGAGUUGUGGAAUUGAUAUUUAAGAUAAUUGGUCCGUUUAGCAAGAAGAAUACAGGCCUUAUGAAGGUCGCUUUAGAUACUCUUGCUGCAUUGCUAAAAUCAAAAACAAAUGCAAGGAGAGCUGUAGACAGAGGCUAUAUCCAAAUGCUCUUAACAAUUUAUGUUGAUUGGCACCGUCAUGAUAGCCGGCAUAGACACAUGUUGAUCCGCAAGGGAAUAUUGCAGUGUAUUAAAAGUAUUACAAACAUCAAGUUGGGACGGAAAGCAUUCCUUGAUGUCAAUGGGAUGAAAAUUCUAUAUAACACAUCACAAGAGUGCCUUGCAGUAAGAACUCUUGAUCCACUUGUCAACACUUCCAGUUUGAUAAUGAGAAAAUGCUAUCCUAAAAAUCGUCUUCCGCUACCAACCAUUAAAAGUGUUUUCCAUUUUCAACUACCCAUUAUCCCUGUUAAUGGACCAGUGUAUCAGCUGUAUAGUUUACCUCCUGAAGUGGAUGACGUAGUAGAUGAAAGUGAUGACAAUGAUGACACCGAGACAGAAUCUGAGAUUGAAAAUGACAAUGAAGAUUACAUAGAUCAACAUUUUAAGAAUGAUGAUAUAGAGACUGAUAUCAACAAACUGAAACCAAAGCAAGAAUUAGGACGAUCAGUAGAAGAUCUGAAGAUAUAUGAAUGCUUUUUCCCAGAACUUACAGAGGAUUUUCAGGAAUGUGAUUUAGUUUCCAAGGAACCAAAGCCUUUUUCAACCAACAUAAGACCAGGAAGGCCUAUUGUUGUUCCUACUGCUGGCGAAGAGCAGUCUCUGGCAAACCAUGCAAUUGAAAUGCCUGUGAAGGAGAGUCAUUCUCUACAAACCGAGGACUGCAAUAAAAGACCAAUUUUCUUGGGUCUCCUAAUGGAUGAUGACAACAUAGACAAUAGCCUGCAGAACCAAGGUGAUCAAAGGAAUGUUUCAUCAUGCCAGUGCCUAAACCAUGAAAUAGUUAAAGAUUUUGACAGAAUUUCUUUGCAAAAUACUUCCAAAAAUGAACGCUCUUAUACUACAAGGGCCAUGAACAAAAAAGAGUGUAAAACUAGCCUUAGUGAAAUUUCCUAUAAUAAGCCUCUUCAACAAGUGUCAUCUUGUGGAAGUGUUUUAUUUGAAGGAAGACCUGUGCAUUUGGGAAAGCUAUGCUGUUCUGGACCUGAUCCUGAAGACGAGGAAGUUUCCUGCUCAUAUUCUGUGGGAGAGCAAGUGAUGCUUGAGGUGCCUGAUACAAUACAACUUCAUGAUCCAGAACUUUAUAUUGAAAUAGUUAAAAAUACAAAGUCUGUUCCUGAAUAUUCAGAAGUGGCUUAUCCAGACUAUUUUGGACACAUUCCACCUCCAUUUAAAGAGCCUAUUCUUGAAAGGCCUUAUGGUGUGCAGAGGAAGAAGAGAAUGGCUGGCAGUCACAUGCGAACUCUGAUGACAAAAAUUAACCAAGACAUUGAAAGGCUGAUUCAUCCUAAUGAUAUUAUAGACAGAGUUGUUUAUGACCUUGAGAAUAUCAGUUAUCCAGUGCCAGAUGAAGGAGAUGUCUUGAAGUUCAAUUCCAAGUUUGAAUCCGGAAAUCUACGGAAAGUUAUUCAGAUUAGAAAAAAUGAGUAUGAUCUUAUUCUGAACUCUGACAUAAACAGCAAUCAUUAUCACCAGUGGUUUUACUUUGAAGUCAGUGGAAUGCGGACAGGCAUUGCUUACAGAUUUAAUAUAAUCAACUGCGAGAAGACAAACAGUCAAUUUAAUUAUGGUAUGCAGCCCCUCAUGUACUCUGUUCAAGAGGCACUAAAUGGCCGACCUUGGUGGAUUCGUGUGGGAACAGAUAUUUGUUAUUACAAAAAUCACUUUUCAAGAAGUUCAAUUGCAGCAGGAGGUCAGAAGGGAAAGUCUUACUACACAAUUACCUUCACAGUCACCUUCCAGCAUAAGGAUGAUGUUUGUUACUUUGCUUACCAUUAUCCCUAUACUUACUCAGCUUUAAUGAUGCAUCUCCAGAAAUUGGAAUCCACACACAAUCCUCAACAGAUAUAUUUUCGGCAAGAUGUUUUAUGUGAGACACUUUCAGGAAACAAUUGUCCUGUAGUAACUAUAACUGCCAUGCCAGAAUCAAAUUACUAUGAACAUAUCUGUCAGUUUAGAAAUCGUCCAUAUAUUUUUCUAUCUGCUCGUGUACAUCCUGGAGAGACUAAUUCAAGCUGGGUCAUGAAGGGAACCUUGGAAUACCUCAUGAGUAAUACUGCUGCUGCCCAGAGUUUACGAGAAUCAUAUAUUUUUAAAAUUGUACCAAUGCUUAAUCCUGAUGGAGUCAUCAAUGGAAAUCAUCGUUGUUCUUUAAGUGGGGAGGACUUGAAUAGACAAUGGCAAAACCCAAACCCAGUUCUGCACCCCACAAUUUUUCAUGCAAAAGGUUUGCUCCAGUAUUUGGCUGCUAUAAAACGUUUGCCACUGGUUUUUUGUGAUUAUCAUGGUCAUUCUCGUAAAAAGAACGUGUUCAUGUAUGGCUGCAGCAUCAAGGAAACAAUGUGGCAUACUAAUGCUGCCUCUUGUGAUCUGGUUGAAGACCUUGGUUAUAGGACUCUUCCUAAGAUUCUGAGUCAGACAGCUCCAGCAUUCUGCAUGAGCAGCUGCAGUUUUGUCGUGGAAAAGUCCAAGGAGUCUACGGCACGUGUUGUAGUCUGGAGAGAAAUAGGUGUUCAGAGGAGUUACACCAUGGAAAGCACGUUAUGUGGUUGUGAUCAAGGGAAAUACAAGGGCUUACAGAUUGGGACACAUGAACUGGAAGAGAUGGGAGCCAAAUUCUGUUGUGGGUUGUUGCGCUUGAAGAGAUUGACUUCCCCACUGGAAUAUAAUCUGCCAUCUACCCUCUUUGACAUUGAAAAUGAAUUGAUUGAAUCUAGCUGUAAAGUGACAAGCCCCACUACAUAUGUUCUGGAAGAGGAUGAACCUCGCUUUCUUGAAGAAGUGGAUUAUAGUGCAGAGAGCAAUGAUGAGCCAGAUAUUGACUUGGCAAAUACUGCUGGUGACUAUGAGCCCUCUCUGCAAGAAGAUGGACUUUCUGACUCUGAAAUUACAAGGACGCAUUUGCCUUGAAACAUCUGUGAAACGUGAAGAAGAAAUUCAGCACUGUGGCUUGUUUAAGAUGAACUUGGUGGGUUAUUUAAUUUUGGGAUUUGCUUAAGCAGACUGAAUGCAGUCAGUCCAGUUCAAAAAACAAUAAACGUCUUUGGCUUUUAAAUGGAUCGACACUUGUUUUAUUUAUAUAAUUUAAUUCUCAUAUUUAGUACUGAAAUUGCUUUUCCACUUGAUUGCCUGCUAAAUACUGUUGCAUGGCUUUUGUAUUUAUCUUUAUAAUCACCCAAAAGUUAAGAAAUCAAUGCUGUGUCAGAGGGCAGAAUCUAAACCUUAUGCCCAGCACUGGCUUUUGAGCCCUUUACUGAAAUUUUCGUACAGAUAGAUUGAUUUAUUGAAAUGUAUGUAUGUGCAUUGACAUUUUUUCUUCAGAUUUUGUUUGUGUUUGAUGUAAUGUUGAGCUUCUCUAGACUAGUUUAUUUUGCACUUAACUAAUUCAAAGGAAAAUGGAUGUACUGUUUGACACAUAUCUGAAGCCUCAAACAAGAUGUGGUUUUACUGCCAUUUUGUUUUAAAACAGCGAACUCUGAAUUUCUAAUUCAAAACGGAUUAUUGUUCUGUUUGCAUAGUGAUUCCAUUUACUGGGUAAAGAUUUUGGUGUUCUUACAAACAGUUAAAUAUUUGCCUAGAAAUAUCACUGCAGUAUACAAGUGAGGCUUAUUCAUGUGACAGCACACUUCUCCAUAUUAAAAUAGUUACUACAUAUUAAAAUAUGUCUGGGAGAGGGAUAUGCAAGAAUCUCUCUUCCCUAGUAUUUAUUUUUCUGUAUUUGGGGAUUUUUUUAAAAUGAAAGCAUUCUGUUCACAGCAUACAUGGCUCACAUGAUAGAAUGCUCCUCUGUAAAAAAAUAUGAUAUGGUCCCCACAUUGGUUUACCAUCUCAUGUGCUUAGAAGUACACCUUAUGGAUAGAUGUCUAUCAUUAUAUAUUUAUAUAAAGUUCAUUAUCUCAUGCACAUACCCAAGUUGCUGUUGAAGUAAAUAGCUAAUGUGAAGCUUCAAAUGCUCUUGGAAGGCAUUAAGUACAAGCAUUUAAUUAUAUGAAUAUGUAGUGGCCUACGUGCUAAUUUCUUUUUCUUAUUUAAAGUGCACAUAGCCAAAAUGAGCUUCAUGUGUCCUGGAUACAUUGCUUAUAAUUUUCUGUACUGUAUUUGUUUUUCUGUAGCAGAAUAUUAGUAUCAAUUUGGUUUGAAAAUUCUUUGUGCAUAUCUAAUUGUCAUGCCAAUCGAAUGUAUUUUAAAUGUGAUCCAGAAAAAAAAAUUAAGGAUAUUUGCUUUUUGCUGAAAUCAUGAUGCCUAUUUCAGUGUGAAUCCUGGGUGCUCACAUUUCAAAUUCAUCUUUAGUGUAUUCAUCCUUUCAAAAAUGGUACCAAGAUCAUAUUGAAGAGGAUAGUUUUUGAGUGUGCCACUGAAUCUUCCUAGAAAGAAACCACCUGAGUUUUUCCCAAUCUUGUUUUGUGCAUAGUUAAGGAAGAAGAAUCAGUUUUGAUUUUUUUUUUAAAUCAAAAGCAAUUACACCUUAAGUGUAAAGAGUAAUAGUCUUAAUUUUUUUCAUGUUUGUGAAGUUGUGUGGUUUUUUCCUGAAAAAAAAAAAAAGUAUUAUCAAAGCAGUUGGUUUACACUGUAUGUUUUUACCUAUUGUUUUCUUCUCAAAAUGCUAGCAAUAUGGCAACCCUGGUGGACUGAAUUAAGAAGCACUCAUCAUAAAUAAUGCAUAAAUUAAUAUUUCAUAGUGUUAAAAUAAAACAAAUCAAAUAUUCAAAAUAUUUCUAAUAGAAAUAGAACUAAUUUGUUGGCUCAACACCAAUGCGUAUUAAAAGCCCAAUUAACAACUUUGCUACACAUGUAGCACUGCAGGCCGCUGUUCCAGUAGUUGCCCUUACCUGCAACAAAAACUGUGUAUGGAUUCCAGAGAAUGCAAGCAACCAAGGAUAUUUUCAGUCAUCACAAUCAAUUAUGUGCCGGCUCCCACUGCUCAUUUGGUCUUUUCUGCUGCAGGAGAAGCUAAACGCUCAACAAGCCAGAGAAACAACUCAUGGUUUGUAACACAACUAUUGUUCCGUGUGUCAGGAGAAACAAGCCAACAAGCCAAUACCUGCCAGAUUUGGAUGGCACACAAAAGAAAUCAUGAACUAACAGCCAGGCAAGCAGUCAGGAGUUAAGUAGGGAGUGAUCCGAGAAUGAGAAGCUGGCACACAGAUUUGUCUUGGACAAACCAGAUUAAAUAAAAUUCUGGCGUGUUGCAGCAAAUGUGACAUGCCCAUUGCCUCCUUGUAGGGUUUACAGCUGUUAUCUGGAUGGGCAGAGUCGAAACAGUUUCUCUUGGUGACAGUAGGCAGUUGUUCCCAUUGUUUUCUAAACUUCAGCACAUAUUUGAAGAGGUACAAGUCGAAUAGUGUGAAAUCUAGUGUGGUGCAGCAGACGUAGUGAUUAAGCUCCAGAUUCAGACUUUAAAUCAAAUGUAAAGGUUAAAAUCGGCAGCAAAAUAAAUUAGAGUAAUUUUUGUACAUUUCUUCUGUUUGCAUUGUUAUAACAGAUAACUUGGUGUGCAAGUUGAGGAUUUAUCUAUAAUGGUGGUAUAACAAACUGCUAAUUUCCUCCAUCUUAAUUGAAGAGAAUUUAACAAUGUUGCAGUUAAAUGUUUCUUAAACUUUAUGGAAUUAUGGGUUUUUAACCCUUUAAUAUCUCUUAAUUGGAUUAUGCUUUUACAGAAUUAUUUUUGGUGCAAAACACCACUAAUAGUGCAAGCAUUUUGAUAUAAAUUAUUAUUUCUUUCUACUAGUUGUUUUUACAGAAUGCUGGAAUUUUCUUUUUACAAUAUUGUACCUCUCAGGCAAAGGUUGCCAUUUGUGCCAACUUUCAGGUGUUAGUUUAAUGUGGCAUGUUACAGAACUUGUAGCUGAGUCAAGACAGCAAAUACACAAUUUAAAUAAAAGCUGUCAAAAUGCAAAAUACUUUGUACACAAACCAGGAAACCCAAGUUUCUAAAUAAUUAUUUGUUGUAAUGCUGUAAUGAUCAACUGUGGCAAUAUUGCUGUGCAUGACACCAGAUAUAUAAUUUAUCAAGUAAGUGUAUAAUAAAAGAAUUAUGAUUA
Messenger RNA from Pogona vitticeps (central bearded dragon), 7181 nucleotides. RefSeq names its product ATP/GTP binding carboxypeptidase 1 (gene AGTPBP1). The record is from RefSeq and is a predicted model, not a curated record. Gene Ontology annotation, molecular function: zinc ion binding; metallocarboxypeptidase activity. Gene Ontology annotation, biological process: proteolysis; protein side chain deglutamylation; C-terminal protein deglutamylation. Lineage: Eukaryota; Metazoa; Chordata; Lepidosauria; Squamata; Agamidae.